This is a messenger RNA of Dermacentor andersoni, 6719 nucleotides long. Its product is annotated as potassium voltage-gated channel protein Shaw-like. NCBI's taxonomy places the organism in Eukaryota, Metazoa, Arthropoda, Arachnida, Ixodida, Ixodidae. Gene Ontology annotation, biological process: action potential; protein homooligomerization; potassium ion transmembrane transport. Gene Ontology annotation, cellular component: neuronal cell body membrane; voltage-gated potassium channel complex; axon terminus. The record is from RefSeq and is a predicted model, not a curated record. Gene Ontology annotation, molecular function: protein binding; delayed rectifier potassium channel activity.
CAGACCGCUUCGGGCGCCGGCGGCGAGGAGCACGCGCACAAGACACCGUGCGCCGCGCGCUGUCUUCGAGGCGCUAACCGCGGCGGCAGCCGCCGCUGCGCCUCCCCGAGGCAGGCGCGUUGUGGUGCGCGCAAUCGAGGCGGCGGCGCGAAGCAGCAGCAGCAGCGAGACGAGAAUUACACGAAGGCAGCAGCAGCUCGGCCGGCUCGCCACAGUACCCGCGCGGCUCUUCAGACCGUGCGUUAGCCGCCCUGUGUGGAUGUCAGUGGCUCCGCGUCAGCGCGCGCUCUCCCAAUGGAUACCGCCUCCGACAAUCAGCCCUUCCACCGUCGGUGCAGGCUGCAACCUCUUUUCGUUCGGACAUCGGCGACGACACGCCGGCAGGCGUGAUGGGCGUCGGGUCGCGCGGUGUGCGGCCCGCGGCAGCGUAGCAGCAGUAGCCAGCCACCAGCAUGAACCUGGACGCCGAGAACCGCGUCGUACUCAACGUGGGCGGCAUCCGGCACGAGACCUACAAGGCGACCCUCAAGAAGAUCCCCGCGACGCGCCUCUCGCGGCUCACCGAGGCCCUGGCCAACUACGACCCCGUGCUGAACGAGUACUUCUUCGACCGCCACCCGGGCGUCUUCGGACAGAUACUCAACUACUACCGCACGGGCAAGCUGCACUACCCAACCGACGUGUGCGGGCCGCUCUUCGAGGAGGAGCUCGAGUUCUGGGGACUCGACGCCAACCAGGUGGAACCCUGCUGCUGGAUGACCUACACGCAGCAUAGGGACACGCAGGAGACGCUGGCCGUACUGGACCGGCUAGACCUGGACACGGACAAGCCGAGCGAGGAGGAGAUCGCACGCAAGUUCGGCAUGGAGGAGGAGUACCUCGCUGGCACGCUGUCCUGUUGGCAGCGGGUCAAGCCAAAGAUCUGGUCGCUGUUCGACGAGCCGUACUCUUCCACCGCCGCCAAGAUCAUCGGCGUGAUGUCCGUGUUCUUCAUCUGCGUCUCCAUCCUGUCCUUCUGUCUCAAAACCCACCCCAACAUGCGCGUGCCAGCCAUUAAGAACAUCACCGUGCAGACGUCGGAGAGCGCCGUCGCGUGGACGCUGGACAAGAUCCAGACGAAUCCGCACGACGCGUUCUUCUACAUCGAGUGCGUCUGCAACGCCUGGUUCACCUUCGAGAUCAUCAUUCGCUUCGUGGCCAGCCCCAGCAAGCUGGACUUUGUGCGCGGCGCGGUCAACAUUAUAGACUUCACGGCCACGCUGUCCUUCUACAUCGACCUCACACUCCAGAAGCUCGCCUCGCACCUGGAGAACGCCGACAUACUAGAGUUCUUCUCAAUCAUCCGCAUCAUGCGACUGUUCAAGCUCACCCGCCACUCGGCGGGCCUCAAAAUCCUCAUACAGACAUUCAAGGCCAGCGCCGGCGAGCUCAUUCUGUUGGUAUUCUUCCUGGUGCUGGGCAUCGUGAUCUUCGCCAGCCUCGUCUACUACGCCGAGCGGAUCCAGUCGAACCCCGAGAACGACUUCAACAGCAUACCGCUCGGCCUCUGGUGGGCCCUGGUCACUAUGACCACAGUGGGCUACGGCGACAUGGUGCCCAAGACUUACGCCGGCAUGUUCGUGGGUGCGCUGUGCGCGCUGGCCGGCGUGCUGACCAUCGCGCUUCCCGUGCCCGUGAUCGUGUCCAACUUUGCCAUGUUCUACUCGCACACGCAAGCGCGGGCCAAGCUGCCCAAGAAGCGGAGACGUGUGGUGCCCAUCGAAGUGCCCCGGGGACCUCACCGCAGGCCGCCCGACGUCAAGAACACCAAAGACGCUUGUAAGGCGGGACGGCAGCAGCAAGUGAUGGCCGACCUUCCCAGGAGGAAUCAAACGAUACGCACCAGGGGUCCGGGCAACGGGGAAGAGUGCGUGCCGAUGCUGAUGCUGAACCAUUCGGAAACUGCCCAGGAGACGACGGGCCGGACGCCGCCGCGCCGAACGAGCAGCUCCGCCGACCGCAACGCCAAGCUCCUUGAGAUGGGCGCCUCAAGCAUCUCUCCAGCUUCCCACGUGGGCUGCGGCAGCGGUGGCGGCGGUUCGACGGCGACGGACGGCGGGAGCGGCGGCGGCAGCUCGUCGGCGGCCGUCAACCCGUCCUCGACCACGGCCAACCUGAUACAACUGGUCGGCGGCGGAGGUGGCGCGGAGAGGGUGCACCGAGGCAGCGCCACAUCGGCCGCCUCCAUCAUGGCCAUCGCCAACAAGAUCGAGACGUGAGGCACGCGCCUCGCGGCCUGCCGACGCCACGUCGCUGUGGCCGCUUUUCUCUUUAAUCUGGUGCAAGUUGCGACUCUUUAGAAACACAGACUCGUUAAUGAAUGGUGCAGAAAUGUGGUGGUGUGCUUGUUGUGCUGGUGUGUACAUAAUGCGAGGAGUGAGUGCUGGUGAAAAACUGUGGAUACGCCACGUUGUGCCCUGAGGAAGCAUCGCAUCACGGCAAACGACAGGACUGAGCAAGCCAACGGGCGGGAAGGGAAGAUGGCGGACGCGCCUCGUGAGAAGAACGGGAGGACCACCACAUCGUUGUUUCGUCUUUCUUUUUUUAAUUCGUGCUCAUGUCUAUGUCUUUCUUUCUUUUUUUAUUAUUGAUUUCCUUUCUGUGUCUCAUCCCGUUUCUUCGGCGUAUCGUGCCACAGUUGACAUCGAUUUGCAAUUAUACGUUGUUUUUCUUCGCGCACCUUUUUUUACAAGACAUGAGGGCGGCUUCCGAAGUGGGGACCUUACUUAACUGUCUUUUAGACAGAAUGAGCUUGUACCCUCUGUACUUUAAGCUCCAGUCUAUAUAUUAUGGCCGCGGGCGUUUCCGAGCCCUCAGAGAACGUGUUGCCAUUAAUUGAUCAUCAAAAGGCUCAAGAACUUCGAUUACUUUCUCCAUAGGACUAUUAUACCGUCACAGAAACUCAUUUGACAGAAGAGGAACGAACGCCAAUAGCUACUCAUUGCUCAUUCCCACAUAGCGUUAAAAAAAAACGUAGGGCUUGCCGGAAGCUCCAGCAGACUUUGUCAAAGGCUACCUUCAAUAGUUACCCCAAAUGUAACCCAGACAAAAAUUGUCUUGAACUGAUGACGACGUUUCUAGGGUUGUGUUCCAAUUCUGGCCAUCAUUGAAGACAGUCUACAUUGACUAAUAAGAAGACAGCUUUGAGUCCAAGUAAUGGGACCGUCUGGAAGACGUCUGGAAAACGUGACGCCAGUUCGCAUUGACAAGAAAAUGCUAAGAAAAUUACAUAUUAUUUCUGUAUUUUAACAGCUUGUUCUCACGAUCCUGUGAAAAAAACAACGUCGCUUUCAUUAAGCGUUUAAGAAACCGUGACUACGUUUUCCUGUACGUAGACAACGUUCCCUUCGAGUUUCCAAGUCUUCUGCUCAGCCUCCAUCUUGUUUAGACAGAAAAGUAAAGCCUGCAUAGUUUUUUUUUAUGUGAUUAUUCAAUGCCGUAUUUGCAAAGUUGUCUCUUUUGCUGGCUUCGUUAGAAUUCGAACGAGACUUAAGAUGGCCGCUGUCCGCAAAGCUGUCAAUUUAGCCGUCUAUGGCGAUUAUUGGAACACAGCCCAGGAUGGAUGAAAUAUUAAAGAAACAAAAGGCGGGUGAACAAGUGCUGACCUCAAGCGGGGAAACGCGGCAGCUUACACGAACGUAACGGAUAGAUUUUCGGCUUUGUAUUGCCGAGACUGAUUUGUUUCGCGAGUUGGUGACGUCAUCGUUACAGGGCCUUUCUUGGCGGAUGCGCCGAAGUAAUUUCACAGACUGCUAACUUAUUUGUUGGAACGGUCCCGACAGCGUAUCAGUAGUUGCUGUCCCCGAUAUCACGCUCAUCGAGGACGUACGAUACCGGACGUGCUGUUCCGUGGCCCACUAUAAUAUCCUAGGCCGCGAUAGGGAGUGGUUGUACGAGUGGGUACAGACAAUACUUAAAUUUGUCGCUGAGUACUAUGCGACCGUGCUGUGAGAACGAUAGGGAAAUGUGAUAGAGCACAGAAGUUCUUACGGUUGUCUACCCUUUCGACGCCCUGCUUAAACAGCACAAAUUAUUUUGACACAAAAAAUCUCCUCUUGUGUAAAUAACUACUUCCGCUCGUUAUGUAGUUUCAAGCCAACAAACCUCUAAGUAUUUUCCAUGGAAGAGAAAAAAAAAACAUAAGGAUAGAUACGUGAAGUAUGGCAGGCUCUAGUAAAAGGCAUGCUUCUUGAUUUUUUCUUUGCUUUUUCUUUUUCUUUGAGCAAGGAUUGUCAAGCCCGAAGUGAGAUAAAUGCGUAACUCCAAGCUUGUAUUUCUCUAUAUAGUCUUCUUUUUCUUCGUCACGUGACGAGAGUGAUCACCUUCGAUUAGCGGCAAGGACCAGAGUUUGUCUCGAAACAAAGCCAUAACUGCAUGUUCCAAAAUGUUGCUCAACGGAUGCACGGACCUUCGGAAAUCGCUUUAUUUGUGUUGCUUACUUUUUGUUUUCCCCCUCCUCCAAUCGUCAGUGAUGUCAUCAACUCUGUUCGAAAGUAUAACACAAGUACCUCGUGAAAACCGCGACUUAAAAGCAUCUUCAAAAAGGAAUUGAGCCAAAUAUGACGUCAUUUUGAAAAGCAUGGCUACUUUCUUUUCCAUGAAAUUAAAUGUUCUUACAGAACGACAUACAAAGUGUCUACUACGAAAUUGCUGCCUGCAAAAAUGGUCUUGCAUCCAGAGCUCUCCCAGAGUCGACGAAUGCGGUCCUAAGUCUUGUGCGUUCAAAUUGAGUGCAGACUACGUGCCUCCUCGUAUAUAGAAAAGGCAAACGUUACUAUUUUCAGGACUGUGAGGUGAACCAAAAACCCAGCGAUAUGCGCGUAAGAAUUCGGGUAUUUAGCAACAGGCCUCGAAAACAUGUGAUAAUGAAACAAAACCUGGUAUUGUAUCAUUGCUUUUUUUUUUUCAUUUCACGUAACAAAAACUGCAUAAUCACAACCAAGCUGCGCCAAAUGUAUAUUGCUCAGUUUAGUAAGCUCUUUUCACUUACAUAUCGUUAUAGCACCCUCAACUGUGACAAGUUUAUCUUCGCGUAUACCUUAUUUUUGCCUUCUGAUAGCAAGCUCUUACGAAAACGCGGCGACGUUUUGUGAGAGGUCAGUCAACCGUCUCGAUGGGGGCGCAGACGUGACACGUUUGAUAGCAAACGAAAUAUUAACGUGUCAUUGUACGUAAUUCGUGGGCAAAAUACGCGUUUGCACAGAUCUCGCAAUCUUUCGCUUACUUUACGCAUAUAGUUUCGUACUACAAUCACUAUAGGGAACUUUGGCACGGCAUUCGUUCAUUUCCGUGGGAAUGAUCGGAAUGAUGGUUAGCACGCGGAUAUGCUUAACCUUUGUACUUGUGGCUCAAGUCGUUCUUCUGACUCGAUUAAUUGCGUGGGUACGUGAUCAGCGCAAUUUUUUUCGUUAUUGUUGAAUCACUUUUCGAAAUCUCAAGGCCGUUCGAAGCCAGAAGGAUGAAGCUUGCGCAAAUCCAAGCACUAACCGUCAUUCUCAUGCUGGCAGAAGCGCCACGUUCGCGGCUCCCGCAGACACUAGCGCCAUAGUUCCCUCUAGCGAGUUUUGUAGUAAACUCGCUUCUCUAAACAUGGCCUCCGAGAUUUGGCGGCACGGCGCUCUGCCCGAUCUCGGAGGCUAUGAGUUAACUCAUAAAACGGGCCGCAACGCAAGGACGACCGCACUGUGUGGCAGAAGAGAACAAAAAGCUCGAAGCAUACGCACGGUUUCUUACUCUUCUGGUAACAUAGUUUAGAAGUGCAUCCACAGGCGCAUCCGAACGAAGGCUGCGUGUAAGGCAGCGUCAUUGCUCUAUGAUAGCACCGUCAUUUUACUUGCUUACGCGCGGAAUCGCUGCGAAAGCACUUCAGAGCUCCGAAAACGGCUUACAAACGGCAUCCAAAAAGUGGUGGCUGUUUCACACCUUUCUGACCUCGGCGCUUUCACGAGAAGUGGCCUUCACCUUUCAUUUCUUUAAAUGGCGUUAGAAAUUAUAAGGCUUCGCACGAUUCGUAUCAUUCAACGUAGCAAACCUUGAAAUUCCGUCAUUUUGAAGACGGUGAUGUGCUUCGCUGAGAGCAGCGCAAAGGACCAAGAAUUUCUUAUAUGUCUCCUUGUAGAGAAUUUCAUGUGCUUAAAGUCAUCAAAAAGGAAGUUUUAGGAUGUUCACACAGGAGAACGUCAUUUUUCUUGCACAUGCCUUAAGAAGUUUGUACUUAAGCCAAAAAGAAAAAAGAAGCACUGCACUCAGAAGUCACGUAUCAACGAUUGUGUAAUUAAGCAAAACGUUGCAUUUACGUAACGAGCAAAAAACAAAAACAGAAAGAAAGUGUAUAAAGCGUUGGGCGUGUUCGCUUAAUCUGUGCUCUCCGCAGAUACGUUGUGUAUACAAUGUCACAAGCUCGUCUAAUACAUUCACACAUACCGUAUAUAUAUAUAUAUGUAUAUCUACCAGAGUACACAUACACACACAUCAGCGGGUCCCAAGCGUCACUAUGGUGCCUUUUUUCUAAAUUUAACUAAUGCAGUUUUACCCUGUCUAUACCUCCAUAGAAGCCAUCAAUGUAUUCUCACCACGUAGUCAUUUCACUUGUUGAAGUAGAGGCUUUCUCGCAUACGGAAGAAUACCUCGAACACAGUCGCACUCGGAGACGUGGGAAUAAAGCCUGACGAAGUGAAAAA